Messenger RNA from Epinephelus fuscoguttatus (brown-marbled grouper), 7634 nucleotides. It is a transcript of the gene trpm5, whose product is annotated as transient receptor potential cation channel, subfamily M, member 5. Bases 2048 to 5587 code for a protein of 1179 amino acids. Lineage: Eukaryota; Metazoa; Chordata; Actinopteri; Perciformes; Serranidae. The transcript is spliced from 27 exons. Gene Ontology annotation, molecular function: calcium-activated cation channel activity; ligand-gated calcium channel activity. Gene Ontology annotation, cellular component: membrane. Gene Ontology annotation, biological process: calcium ion transmembrane transport. The record is from RefSeq and is a predicted model, not a curated record.
AGGAAAAGCCCUCAGGUGUGGUUCAGCUAGAGGAGAGGAACUUUUGUUUGAGCCAUGCAGGAGAGACAAGGCACUCCACUGGGGACGCUGCAGCCACAGACACGGUGUCUGCGAUGCGGGGACGUACUGGAGUGGUCCGAGGAGCACAGGUGUGUUUGUAGAGGUCAAAGACAACACAGACAGAUACAGGGCGCCUCUUUCCUCCACAGGAAGUCCAGUACAUUCAGGACAGUUGUCUGAAGCUCUUAUCUGAAACAAAUUACACUGCUGUUCAGUAUUCACAACAAAGAAUUCACCACUGGAUCAUUUGCAAGCAAUCAGAUCAGACUUGCAUUCAGCAGGCUCCAUGAGUGGAAGAGGUGCUACAGGAGGCAAACAUUUGUACUGGACUGAGAAGUCUUAACUAACUCUAAGUAUAGUUUUCUAUUUAAAUUAUUCAUGAGAGCUGGUCAUAAUUCUCUGGCUGUAGAGGAGAAUGCUUUCUGUUCAAUACUGAGAGCAAAGUGCUGCAUUCUUGAUACGGCAGAUUAUGGACAAAGCAGCCAAACCACAGAGCAUAUUACCUCAUCAAAAUCAAUCUGAAUUAGUUAUUUUCAAUGAUAGAACAAGUGUAUAGAAUUUUAAAGGUCUGUAGGCCUGUGACAUUCAGACCGUUAAUAUAGCAGCAAAACAACAUUAGCUAUGUAAGGAUAGAGUGGAGUAUUGGGGCCCUGAGCAGAGAAUGAAGUCAUAUUCCCUCUGUGGUUUGGCUGGUCUAGUGUAUGUGCAUGUUAGUGCAUGAGUGUAUCGCACUGGUUAGCUCAUCAUGGCCACUUUGCACUGCACUCACACAGCGGUCAUCACGACCCAGUCUUACUCCGAGGUUGUCAAAAUCUGGCGCUUGGGCAGUGACUUGCGGCAUCAGACACUGACGAAAAAAGCUGUAGUUUAACGACACUCGGAGGCGUCAGGAGGAAACGCAGAGGAACAAGAACGGUUAAGGCGGCGAAAGUCCGAGUAGAGUGGGCGGGAGAGCAAUGUUCACAUCCCGUAAGAUUCUAAAGCCAAACCCUGUUCUUUCUUCCUAAACCUAACCCCUUGCGUUAGUUGUUGGAGGAAAAAAAACAUCAGUUUGCAGUGUUGUGCAGAUGCAGUGCCUUUAUUUUGAUGGAGACUCUAUGUUUUCUGUGAAAACGAAAGUGUAUUUUCAAAGACAACAAUGCAUGUAACAUGCAGACCUUGACACAACGUCACAGUACGUCAACAACCAACGCAUCCAGGAUACCAUUCACAUCGUAUCUGGACGUGGAAAGUCCAUGACCAAAUGUCAAUAUGUGACGAGGUCGGAGUGAGAAUGUGUUGGUUACCACUGAUAUUGGGACGGCAUCAUCACGAAAGUGUAGUGCCCACCCUCCAGUCCGUCCUGAUAAGCAAUGUUAACUCUGUGAGCAAUGUUGCAAGUCUGUAUUGAGCUAGCACCAUUAGCUGCUAACCGUCGGCCUUGUCCAGACAACUAAUACACUCUGUAUUUCACAUAGAGCCCCAAAACUCUGCAUUUGGAUAUGCUUUAACAUAAUAUGCAUUGUGUUACUGUACAAAGCUAGGGCUUUGCUUAAUCAAGGAUAAAAGUAGAGGGUUAUAGUGACCUAUUCUCAACGUCAACUUUGGGGGAAAGAUCACUUCUGGGACUGUUUGUGGCAGUGCAGAGAACUGCUGAAAAAAGCAACAAAUUAAGAUUCUUUUCUCUGUGACAUCAAGACGCCAACAUGCCAAAGAGCAGCUGGGUGACUGGCUGUAUGACUGACAAGCUCGUUAUUAGCCCAGGAUUGGCCAGUUUAAAGUACAGCUCUGGAAUGCACUCCACCCUGACCUCUGAAAUAUGGAUUCACUACCACACUUUAAAUCCAGGCUUUCCUUCUCUCUUUGCGUGGCGAGCGUGAAGGUAGUGUGGUAUCAUAAGACAACCUACAACAUGAUUCAAGGCUAAACAGGUGUCCUGCUGGGCUGUUCCUGCUGCUCCACAGUGGAUGAGACGCUGGAAAAUGUAGCCAGAGGUCUGGCGAGCAGAAUGAAGAAGGAGAAGAGUCACUGGGCCGCUGGAAGAGUGGGCGACAUUGACUUCAUUGGCUCUACUAAGACAAGAGGAAAGUUUGUGAGGGUGCGCAGCAACACAGACCCAGUCCUGAUUUACCAGAUGCUGACAGAGGACUGGGGCCUUGCUCCCCCACACCUGGUUGUGGCCCUGGUGGGAGGAGAUGAAGUGGCUCAGAUGAAGCCCUGGCUCAGGGACACUCUGAGAAAAGGACUUGUGAAGGCUGCGCAGAGUACAGGUGCAUGGAUUUUGACUAACGGCCUGCGUUUUGGCAUCACCAAGCACUUGGGCCAGGCGGUGAGGGAUCACUCGCUGGCCAGCACCUCAUCUAAAGUCCGUGUCGUGGCCAUUGGCAUUGCACCCUGGAACAUGAUCCACAACCGAGAGGCACUGCUCACCAGCCACUACGCCAAGGCGGAUGAGCCUGCAGCAUACAAGCCACAGGACAUGCCUCAUGGGUCUGUGUAUUCCCUGGACAGCAACCACUCUCACUUUGUGCUGGUGGAGGAGGAUCCAAACAGACCAGGAGCCACCAGUGAAAUGAGGGUGAAGCUGCUUAAACAUAUCUCCCUUCAACGGACUGGUUAUGGAGGCGCAGGCAGUUUUGAGAUCCCUGUUCUGUGUCUCUUGGUCCAUGGGGAGCCUAGGAUCUUAAAGAGGAUGUACAAAGGCAUUGGCAAUUCGACACCAUGGCUGAUCCUGGCAGGCUCGGGAGGCGUGGCCGACAUCCUCGUCACGCUGAUGAAUAGGGGCUGCUGGGAUAUGGACAGCGUUCAUGAGCUGCUGCUGGACACCUUUCCAAAUGCCCACCACAGCACAGACAUCAGUAACUGGGUCAAGCUGAUCCAGAAGAUACUUGACCAUGGGCAUCUCCUUACUGUCCACGACCCUGAACAGGAGAGCUCUGAGCUGGAUACCGUCAUCCUCAAAGCUCUAGUCAAAGCUUGUAAGAGCCAAAGUCAGGAAGCUCAGGACUUCCUGGAUGAGCUGAAGCUGGCUGUGGCCUGGAACAGGGUGGAUAUUGCCAAGAGUGACAUCUUUAAUGGAGAUGUGGAGUGGAAGGCAUGCGACCUUGAAGAGGUGAUGAUGGAUGCACUGAUCAAUGACAAACCUGACUUUGUGCGCCUCUUUGUGGACAACGGCGUGAACCUGGGUGAGUUCCUUACCUACGGUCGUCUACAGGAGCUCUACUGGUCUGUGUCGGAGAAAAGCCUACUACACAACCUGCUCCUCAAAAAGUAUGAGGAGAAGCAGCUUCUGCUCGGAGCUGCCAGGACACCUGGUCCACCUGGGCACCACCCGCCUGAUCAAGGGGAUCGGAAACCUCGCUUCACCCUCUACGAGGUCGCCAAAGUGCUGAAAGACUUUCUCCAUGACUCCUGCAAAGGCUUUUACCAAAAGAUUCCCACAGAGAAGCCAGCGAAGGGUCGACUGUUCCACAGCCAGAAGAACCUGGCCGAGUUAGAGGAGCGCUGCGAACAUCCUUGGAGGGAUCUUUUCCUCUGGGCUGUCCUUCAGAACCGACAGCAGAUGGCUAACUACUUCUGGGCUAUGGGCCCUGAGGCGGUUGCGGCAGCGCUGGCGGGUUGUAAGAUUCUGAAAGAGAUGGCACGACUGGAAUCUGAGGCUGAGUCUGCACGUAGUAUGAAGGAGGCGAAGUAUGAGCAGUUUGCCCUUGAUGUCUUUGGAGAGUGUUACUCCAACAGUGAGGACCGGGCUUAUGCUUUGUUAGUGAGGAGAACACACUGCUGGAGCAAAUCUACGGUCCUUAACUUGGCCACUGAGGCAGAUGCCAAAUCCUUCUUUGCCCACGAUGGAGUGCAGGCUCUCCUCACAAAAAUUUGGUGGGGGGCGAUGACGACAGACACAGCCAUCUCCAAACUCGUGGUGUCUUUCUUCUGUCCGCCACUCAUCUGGACCAACCUCAUAAAGUUCAGUGAUGAAGAACUUGAUCAUCGGAAUGGCCGUGAGCAGUUUGUGGAGCUGGACAGUCUGGAUACAGAAAAGGCUUUGCUGUUAACUGACGACGAUGACCCCUUGGACGCUUCACCUGGAGGUCCAGCAGCUCAGAGCUGUGCCUCUGUCUGGUGGCGUUUCCUACUCCGCCGCUGGCGUCGCUUCUGGAGCGCUCCUGUCACCGUGUUCCUCGGAAAUGUCAUCAUGUACUUCGCCUUCCUCUUCCUCUUCACCUACGUGCUCCUGCUGGACUUCCGCCCGGCGCCACCCUUUGGCCCUGGGGCUCCCGAGAUAAUGCUCUACUUCUGGGUCUUUACCUUGGUGCUGGAGGAGCUGCGACAGAGCUUCUUCACGGAUGAAGAGAUGAACAUCUUGAAGAAGUUCAAACUCUAUGUAGAGGACAACUGGAACAAGUGCGACAUGGUUGCCAUCUUGCUUUUUGUUGUUGGGGUUUCAUGCAGGAUGGUGAGCGACACGUACGAGGCAGGAAGGACCGUUCUGGCGAUAGACUUCAUGGUGUUCACUCUGCGUCUCAUCCACAUCUUUGCCAUUCAUAAGCAGCUGGGCCCCAAGAUCAUCAUCGUGGAAAGAAUGAUGAAGGACGUUUUCUUCUUCCUAUUCUUCCUGAGUGUGUGGAUGAUUGCGUACGGUGUUGCCACUCAGGCACUUCUGCACCCCACUGACCCACGAAUUGACUGGGUGUUUCGCAGAGCCCUGUAUCGCCCCUACCUGCACAUUUUUGGCCAGAUUCCUUUGGAAGAAAUUGAUGCUGCUCGCAUGCCUGAAAUUAACUGCACCAAUGACUCAGAGGAAAUUAUCAUGGGCCUACGGCCGCCAUGUCCCAACAUCUACGCCAACUGGCUGGUCAUCCUGCUGCUGGUUAUCUUCCUUCUUGUCACCAAUGUCCUGCUGCUAAAUCUGCUCAUUGCCAUGUUCAGCUACACAUUCCAGGUGGUGCAGGGUAACACAGACAUCUUUUGGAAGUUCCAGCGAUACAAUCUGAUUGUGGAAUACCACAGUCGUCCAGCACUGGCCCCACCCUUCAUCAUCAUCAGCCACCUCUCUCAGCUUCUCCUCAGCCUGGUCAAACAGCCUGUGUCCAAGCAGGAGCAUCUUGAGAGGGAGCUGCCGGCAGGGCUAGACCAAAGGCUAAUAACAUGGGAGACCGUGCAGAAGGAGAACUAUCUGGCCAAACUGGAGCGCCAACAUUGGGAGAGCAGUGAGGAGAGGCUCAAGAGCACCUCCUCAAAGGUUCAGAGCCUGCUGAGGAUUGUUGGUGGGUUCAAGGACCAAGAGAAACGACAGGUAUCCAUGGAGUCUCAGAUCAGAUAUUGUGGAGAGGUGUUGUCCUGGAUGGCAGAGUGCUUCGCUCAAAGCACACUCAAGUGCGGGAAAGAAGCUCCAAGAGCUCCAAUGUCUCUAACAGGCUACAAGGCAGGCAGCACCCAGGACACACCUCAAAGUCAACCAGAGAAAGAAGUCAAACAAGAAGCUGCUGAGGCCAAACCAGGCCACCCUGGAUAUGGAGCUAAUAAAAAAUUUCCUUACAUUGAUGAAUGAAGGUGAUAACAGUAACUAGCAAACAGCUAAUUAUGAUGUUAUGUGUAUGAUUUUUAGAAUAUUUUGAGAUGGUGUAACUGGGAGAAAGGGGACAUUGAUUUGGGCUUUAAAUUAAUAAAAUGAUGGUCGAUGUAUUCCCAGAUAUCUGCCUGUUCUGAGUGUUGUUCCAGGGGAGUUUGUUAUACAUAUCUUAAAACACAAAUUCCCUUAAUUCCUUUCCUUUUGCAAGUUAAGCUUUCGCGUUUUAAAAGAUGUGCUAAAACAUAAUCAUCUAGGGAAAAACGGCAUGUUAGGACACAUUAUUAAUAUUUAUACAGCAGCAAAAAGUACACAAUAUUGUUUCAUUGGCUUAAAAGUGUCAGCAGUCACCUCCAGUCUCUCUCUCUAAAACCUACAAAUCAGGUUAGAAAUCUCGGGGUAAUAAUGGACUCAGACUUGAACUUUAACAGCCACAUCAAAUCAAUAACAUCAGCAGCUUUUUACCAUCUAAAAAACAUUGCCAAAAUCAAAGGUAUAGUGUCUAAACCUGACUUGGGGAGACUUAUCCAUGCAUUUGUCUCUAGUAGGCUAGACUACUGUAACGGCCUGCUCACUGGUCUCUCCAAACGGGCUGUAAGACAGCUGCAGUACAUCCAGAAUGCUGCUGCUCGGGUCCUGACCAGAACCAGGAAGUACGAGCACAUUAGUCCUGUGCUCAGGUCUCUACACUGGCUUCCUGUGGCUCAGAGAAUAGACUUUAAAGCAGCUCUGCUUGUGUACAAGUCUCUCCACGGCCUAGCACCAAAGUACAUCUCUGACAUGUUAGUGCCAUAUGAACCAUCUCGACUCUGAGGACCUCAGGGACUGACCUCCUGCUGGUGCCCAGAGUCAGGACUAAACAUGGGGAAUCAGGGUUCCAGUUUUAUGCAGCUAAAAUCUGGAACAGUCUUUCUGAAGAUGUGAGACAGGCCUCUACUCUGACAAUGUUCAAAUCUAGGCUCAAAACAGCUCUAUUUCACUGUGCAUAUGACUGAAAGGAUCUUAUCUGCACUCUUCUCUUUUAAAGUUCAUUUUAUAAUGAUUAUUUGUGUUUUUAUUUUGUAUUGUGAUUUUAAUGCAUUUUCUUGUUCUGUAAAGCACUUUGAAUUACUUUGUGUACGAAUUGUGCUCUACAAAUAAACUUGCCUUGCCUUGCCUUAAAUAAAUACUUAAAGAACCAAAAAAAGUGAGACUACAGUUGCUCUGAAUUUAAGUAAGCUUAGCUUUAAUUUGAGGCUAUUUUUGCAUCAGUGUUGUCUCAUAUGCUGAAAUUCAUGGAAAACAUCUCAUUCAGUUAUCAACAGGAAUCAUUCUGCACACAGUCAAAUCAUUUUAAAUGGCAUCGUAACAAUGCAAUGUUACAAGUGGAGAAAAAAAACUAAAAUAUAAAACACAAUAUAUUAAUUACAUCAUGUAAAGGCUUAAAAGGCAGCAUACUGGUUUAAAGUAAAGACUUAUGUCUACUGUCAAAAUAUCUUCCAAGGUCACAUUGGGUAGGAACUUGUGUGAAAGGCACCUAAACUCUGUCAAAAGGAAUAUGAGCAAUUAAGUGACAAUCUGCACAGCUGUAAUGUAUUAUACCACAAUCUGCCAGGACGAUGGAAUUGGGCUAAGAGAAAAUCCUCCAUUUUGAAGAAAGUGCUGUCAGUUUUUGUUGAUUAUGUCAGAGUACAUUAUAAAAAGUCAAAAGUACUGAAGUAUGAAAUGAUUAAUUUGGAAAGUACAUGUAUGUGUUUUGCUAACAGGGUUCCCACACAUUUUCAUGGACACAUUUCAAAACGUUUCCAAGACUUUUCAAGGACCCAAGAUAAAAUUUCCAUGACCAUUCACAAUGUAUAAAACUAACUGCUCCAUCUCAAAAAUGCAGCACAACUUAAAGUAGUGGUGGGCCAUACCAUAGGUACGCAAACUUUGGGAUUCACGACGCGACAUGUAAAGUCUCUCAUCGUGUUAUUUUCCUCUUACUCAAACAUAUCAAAAGCGAAAUUCAAUGAAUUUUCCAGGUUUUCGAUGGCUGUAGGAACCCUGU